This is a messenger RNA of Rosa chinensis, 2117 nucleotides long. RefSeq lists its product as uncharacterized. The record is from RefSeq and is a predicted model, not a curated record. The transcript has 8 exons. Lineage: Eukaryota; Viridiplantae; Streptophyta; Magnoliopsida; Rosales; Rosaceae. The coding region runs from base 320 to 2056 and encodes 578 amino acids.
UCAACUAGCUCCAGACUUCAGUACUCGUCACUCAAAUUUAUUUGGUUCAAAGAUUACACUCCACAAUGGAACUGGAGAGCAUUCUAGGAUAUCUGGAGAACAAGACCAUCUUAAUUACUGGAGCUACUGGCUUUGUAGGAAAAGCAUUCAUCAUCUUCAAUUGUUCUCAUGCUAUGCUGACAAGUUUUAUGCCUCAAAUUAACACUAAUGGAGUCUGAAAACAACUACUUGGAGCCUGAAAAUGAGGGUGAGGCUUUUGUUAAGAGUAGCAGAGUUUCCUCAAACCAUCCAUUAGACUCUACAAGCAUAUUCACAACUAAUGAGUAGCAUGUUUGAUACCAAAGAAAGGUGGGAGAUGUUUAAUGAUUCUUGGCAAUUCGUGAUCAAUUCCAAUAAUAAGGAGGAGUAUCUGAAGAGGCUAAAGUCAUUUGAAUUUAGAUAUAAAACAUAUUCAGAUGCUAUUACCUAUUUGAAGGACACUUGGUUAGUGCACAAGGAAAAGUUUGUAUCAGCAUGGACAAAUAAGUUUCUACAUUUUGGUACUACUACUUCAAAUAGAGCGGAAAGUGCACAUGCAAAGCUAAAGCGACAACUUGGCUCUAGCCAACUUAACUUUGAUUCAUCAUGGGACAGUAUACAUUCUUUGAUAGAGCUGCAACAUACCGAUAUUAAAGCAUCAUUUGAGAAGAGUCGUUGCAUUAUCCAACAUUGUGCCAAGCAUGAGGAGUUGAGAGAGUUGAGAGGCUUUGUGUCAAUCACAGCAUUAAACAAAAUAAUUUGCGAGUUAAAAAGGGCUGACAAUUGUGAAGGAAAUGUGGAUUCAUGUCGUUGUACUCUUCGUCAAACCCAUCAGCUGCCAUGUGCUCAUGAGAUUGCCUUAUACAAAAGUAGUAACAAUCCCAUUCCACUUGAUUGCAUUCAUCCUCAUUGGAGGAAGUUAGAUUUUAGCAUUCUUCCACCAAGGAGCAAUAGCAACAGGUCAAAUGUUGUUCAUGUGAAACCACAUAUGAUAAGAUUUGAGAAGUGGUUUGAGGAACAAAGUGAUGAGAAUAAGAAACAACUUCUAUUGAAGUUAGAAGAGAUCAUGAAUCCGAGUUCUACAUCACUUAGAGAGCCACAAGUGAAAAUCAAUAAUCGAGGGCGUCCACGUAAAGAAGAUAGUUCCACUCGUCGUUUACCUUCUGCCUUUGAGUAUAUGGAUGCAUUUUCAGGCCAUGAUAGUCAUUUAUCGGAUCCUACAGUUGGGUCUAGAGCUCAAGGAAAAAAUUUGAAGAAGCGUUCAAAGAAUCAAAGAGAAGGAAGGACCAAAGAGUCGGCAGCAUCCAUAAAAAGGCAAAACAAAGAGUUUAAAAAUUCAAAACAAAAGGUGUCAAACAAAACUUGCUCCGCGAUACCACCCAGAUUGACGUACGAAUAUACGACACUAUUUCCUACCAUGUAUCAGCAAUACAUUGCAAACCAAACUGAUGUUGAUAUGGAUGGAAAUUGUGGAUAUAGAGUCGUUGCUAUCUCAAUGGGGUUUGGUCAUGAUGGUUGGCGUACGGUACGUAAACAUUUAUUAGAUGAGCUUAGAGGGAACCGCACUUUCUAUGAAGACCACAUUUUUGGGGCUAAACGGUUUCAUGAACUAGAGAAUUGCCUUGACUAUUUUGUUGAUGGGUUUGCACCUGAAAACUUUUGGAUGACCAUGCCCGAUAUGGGACAUAUUAUUGCAACAUGUUAUGGUGUGACAGUAAUCCAUUUAUCAUCCACCAUGUGCAUUACAUUUCUUCCUUUGUAUAAUAGGAAUGAAUGUCGAAAUGAAUAUCGUGGUGAUUGCGAGGGUGGUGAGUUUGCAAUUGGAUAUGUUGGCCGUCAUUUUGUUAAGGUAAAUUUGAUAUCUCAAUCUGUUCCUAUUCCUCCAGUUACUCCUCUAUGGCACAGAUACCAAGUUAAUAAUGGACAGUUGUACAACAUUUAUGAGCAACGCAUAGAUCAAUUCAAGAAACUCGAAAAUAUGGAAGACGUUGCCACCACAGAUACAUUUGCAGACAUUGUGCAUCUUGAUAUCGAUUGAAAACAUUGACAUGUUGUUAAAUUUGAGAGUUUGUUCUUAUUCUUUUAGUUGAGAUUUUGAC